Bombyx mori (domestic silkworm) is the source of this 1197-nucleotide messenger RNA. RefSeq names its product olfactory receptor 8 (gene Or-8). The coding region runs from base 1 to 1197 and encodes 398 amino acids. Gene Ontology annotation, biological process: sensory perception of smell; detection of chemical stimulus involved in sensory perception of smell. Lineage: Eukaryota; Metazoa; Arthropoda; Insecta; Lepidoptera; Bombycidae. Gene Ontology annotation, molecular function: odorant binding; olfactory receptor activity. Gene Ontology annotation, cellular component: plasma membrane. The record is from RefSeq and is marked provisional. The transcript has 6 exons.
AUGUCUCUAAGCACGAGAUGUUUGCUGAAGGAUUUUUGUAAAUACGUAUAUUACGCGGGCGCGGGUAAUUUUUGGUACGAGGACAUUUAUAAAGAGACGGUUCCGUACAAAAUGUACGUUGUAAUUUCUUUCUUUACUUACACGGUUAUGAUUUUCCUUGAAAAUCUAGCGGCGUUGUUUGGAAAAUUGCCUGAAGUUGAAAAAAAUUCGGCCGUCAUGUUCGCCGCGAUACACAACAUUGUUCUCACUAAAAUGUUUCUCUUGUUAUACCAUAAAAGAUCUAUAAGUAAACUUAACUGCGAAAUGGCAGCCGUAGGCGAGAAUCUUGAGGAGGCCAGUAUCAUGAGACGGCAGUUUCGUAAAAUGAGAUUGGGGACAGCAUUAUACUUUAUAUCAGUUUAUCUUUCGCUGGUUGCCUACGGAGUUGAAAGCGCGAGACGAACUAUUGUCGAAGGUGCACCGUUCUAUACUGUGGUAACAUACUUGCCCGAUUAUGAUAACACUACUGUACUAGCAUCGUUCUUACGUAUUUUCUUCUACAUAACAUGGCUGUAUAUGAUGUUGCCGAUGAUGUCAGCUGAUUGCAUGCCCAUUGCUCAUCUAAUCACGAUGACAUAUAAAUUUGUAACUCUGUGCCGUCAUUUUGAUCAAAUAAGAGAAAAAUUUCAAAUAAAUGUGAAAAUUAUGGCGAAAACCGAAGCGACGGAGAUACUGAAACUGGGAUUCAUAGAGGGAAUAAAAAUGCACCAGAAGCUCAUGUAUUUGGCUGACGAGAUACACCGUGUUUUCGGAAUAAUAAUGGCACUACAGGUUUGCGAGAGUUCUGCUGUGGCUGUAUUGCUACUGCUGCGUCUGGCUCUGUCUCCGCAUUUGGAUUUGACAAAUGCUUUUAUGACGUAUACAUUUGUAUGCUCGCUUUUUUUGUUGCUUGCACUGAACCUAUGGAACGCCGGAGAACUCACAUAUCAGGCUUCUCUUCUGUCAAACGCUAUGUUCUAUUCGGGUUGGUAUUUUUGCGACUUUGAAAAAGAUUGGUGUCGUGACAUCAGGCGCCUCGUCCUUAUUGGAUGUGCACAGGCACAGAAACCGUUGAUCCUAAAAGCUUUCGGAGUUCUAGAUUUGUCUUACGAGACAUUUGUAUCGGUUGCAAGAAUGACAUAUUCAGUAUUCGCCGUGUUUUACAAGAGAGGCGACUAA